GAGGCCAGUUGACCUUCCCGCGUCAAACGGGAGAUAAAAAGGGGAACGGCUCCCUAGCAUUUCUCACAAGGAAAACAAAAACCAGAUACUUUUAAAAACAAAAAUCGCCCGGACAAAGCCCUUUAUUGGCACACGUUGAUACAGACCAGCAGUACUUUCGAUGGAGCCGCCAUCUCCACCGUCUUUUCCUCCGAAAGAGUCGCUCAUUAACCGCUGCAAACCCAUUUGGCGUUCUUUCUUGAUCUUCAAUCUCGCUCUCGGAGCUUACAUGUUUGCAGGGGCAAGAAAGAAAGAUGCAGUCAUUGCUAAUAGCAAAGCUGCAGAAAAAAAGUUCGAUGAUCACAAAGCUACGGAAGAAGAUCCCUCCGAACCUAAUACGAGUCCAGCUACCCCAAUUGCUGAGAUGCCAUAUCUCCCUUAUUCAGUACUGGAGCCAUUGAAGGUCCUGGAGCCCAUCCCUGAAGAUCAGCAGCUUGAACUUUUCCAAUGGAUUUUGGAAGAGAAAAGAAAAGUCAAACCCAAAAAUCGUCAAGAGAAGCAACGAAAUGAUGAAGACAAGGCAAUACUAAAACAGUAUAUUCGAGCAAAAUCCAUUCCAAGUCUUUAGUUGAUACUUUUCUUGACCAAAUAUUUAGAUUUGAAAAAGUUGAAUUGUUUAUUAUAUUUUGUGAAAAUUUGAAAAAGUUGUAAUGAUGAGAUGAGAUGAAUUGAGGUGAGUUUCGAGUCCAAAUGGGGCGUAGAGAACAUGCUACAAGGGACAGACUCUCACAUAAGGUCUUAUUGUGGAACUCAUUUUGAACUUUCAGAUAGAUAGUCAAUAGAUUUACAUUGGUUAGGCUAUACGUACUGUUUAGACAUCGACUAUAGAGCCCAUUUUUCCUCAAUAAGCACUGAACUCGUUUGUCAGUGAAGGAAAAACAAGACGUGAUUUACUAUAAUCUAGCAGUUGUAUUUUCAUUUGGUUCUGUAAGAGUUGGAUAUUUGAAAGCCUUACCCAAUAAGUCCAAAUUUUAUGUCGUCAA
Messenger RNA from Juglans regia (Persian walnut), 1022 nucleotides. RefSeq lists its product as uncharacterized. The transcript is spliced from 2 exons. Bases 161 to 607 code for a protein of 148 amino acids. NCBI's taxonomy places the organism in Eukaryota, Viridiplantae, Streptophyta, Magnoliopsida, Fagales, Juglandaceae. The record is from RefSeq and is a predicted model, not a curated record.